UAAAUAAGUUUGCUUUUAAACCACGUAUUAUAUUUACAAAGUUACACUCACUAGAGUUGCCUUCUCCAGCUUCAAGGUCCGGGAGCCUGGGUUGGGAGGGUAUUGGCUCCAGAGCGAUAAACAGUUCCUGGCUAUCGGGGAGAACGGUUUCAUCCUCCGCCUCCUCAUCUUCCUUGUCCCCAAAAUCCUCAUCCCUGUUGCAUGAGGCUCCCUGCUUUAGGAGUCCACGUACAGGUGUGGGGUAGUGGUAGGGCUCCCCUCUAGAAUUGCAUGCAGCUCAUUAUAGAAGCAGCAUGUCUGGGGGGCUGACCCGGAGCAGCCAUUUGCCUCUUUGAUUUUUUGGUAGGCUUGCCUGAGCGCCUUAAUUUUCACACGGCACCGCUGCCAGUCCCUGUUGUAGCCUCUGUCCAUCAUGCCCUUGGAGAUGUUUUUCAAAUAUUUUGGCAUUUCGUCUUUUGGAACGGAGUUCUGAGAGCACGGAUUCGUCUCCCCAUACAGCGAUCAGAUCCAGUAGCUCCCAUUCGGUCCAUGCUGGAGCUCUUUUGCAAUUCUGGGACUGCAUGGUCACCUGUGCUGAUGAGCUCGCCAUGCUGGCCAAACAGGAAAUGAAAUUCAAAAGUUCCCAGGGCUUUUCCUGUGUACCUGGCCAGUGCAUCUGAGUUGAAAGUGCUGUCCAGAGCGGUCACAAUGGAGCACUCUGGGAUAGCUCCCAGAGGCCAAUACCAUCGAACUGCGUCCACACUAUCCCAAAUUCAACCUGGCGAUGUCAAUUUCAGUGCUAUUCCCCACCUCUGGGAGGAGUACAAAAAUUGAUUUUAAGAACCCCUUAAGUCGACAAAAAUGGCUUUGUCGUGUGGACGGGUGCAGGGUUAAAUCGACCUAACACUGCUAAAUUCGACCUAAACUUGCAGUGUAGACCAGGGCUCAGAGUCCUCUCCUGAGCUUGCAGCAUGCAGAUUUGCAGCAAUUUGGCUUGGCAAAAAGGAAAUCUCUAUUAAACUUCUCCCUUUUCUAGUUAUAAAAUUGAUAAGAUGUCUGGGCUGAUCCUUAACUUUUAUUGAGUGGCAGCAGUGAUCAGUGCUGAAGAGAACAGAAGACAUUGAGUGGGAGUUUUGUCACUGACUUCACUGGAAGUAGGACUAGGCUGUAUGGGACCUCUUCUCAAAACUUGAAGUCCCACUGAAGUCAAUAAGAAAUGCUUUGCGGGACUGGGCCCUAAAUCGGAUGCAGUCGUAUAGAUCAAACAAUGUCAUACAAUGUACAGAAGGUACACACAUUAAAUGAAAGGCUGAAGGUCAAACCUUGUCUGGCCCACAAAUUAAUUAUAUGCAGUUAAUAUUUGGUGGCUUAUCAUUGAAAAGCCUUGUGGAAGGAAUGUUUUGUGCCCCAUUCUGUCCUAUCUUAAAACCUUUUUUCUGUUUGAGACUCAGGAUUAUUAAGACGGAACAAGAGGAUUUCUUUAUAGCCUAUGCUGUUUGGCAGGCCCGCUACUCAUUCCGAUGCUUGGGUAACAAGCUGCUAGGUGCUAUGGUAAUGCAAAUAAUGAAAAUUAAGUACAAUAGACUUAAUUAUUAAUUAUACUUACUUACUUACUUAUACAAGGCUCUUUGACCUUAUCAAAACAGUACAUGAUAAUUUUUCACAAAUUCAGAUUAACUCAUUGAGUUUCCAUGAAACUGAUUUUAAAUCAAGAUUUUUUUUGAUGGAAAACUGUUAAGUUCUACGUGAGCACUACAGACCAAAAUUGACUGCUAUCCCUGAGAAGAUUAUAGAGCUUAUUGGUAGGAAUGACAUAUUCUGGGCUGUAUCAUGGUUUCCAGUAUUCCCCACAGAUUAGAGAAAGUAGUGGAAAACUCAUUAUAUGCAGGACUCCUUAUACUUCAUAGCACAAUGGUGCCAAAUUCUGUGGUGGUAACCCCUAAAUUCCACAACCAUGUUGGUUUAUCCGGUCAUGAUGAAGCCUCCUUUGUUCCCAGCCCCCAAAACACACAGCGAGACUCUGGCAAGGCACUAAUUGAUAUAAACAUUGUUGAUUUUUCUACCAUUAUUAUUGUUUUCAAGGAUGGGUUUUUCAUCGCACUCUCUAUCUGCUACAGAUCCCCAUCUCAGCUCCCAUGACGUUGUCCAGGAGACCCAGCUCAAAACCGCUUUCUCCCAACAUGCCAGGGAAGCGGGGAGCUUGGAGUCAGCUUCUAUAGUUUAUCUCCCCAGCUCUCCAGGUCUUAGGCUAUGUCUACUCCGCGCAUCUUACAGCGCACAGUUGUGCUGCUACAACAGUGCCACAGUAAGGGCUUGGCUACCCUUGCAACUUAGAGCGCAUUAAAGCAGACCCAGACGCCCUAACUCACGACGCGUCCAUGCUGGCACAGCACGUAGAGCCCCUGACUCCACGGCUGGAGCGCUCCUGGUAAUCCACCUCGAGAAGAGGCAUAAUGCUUGCUGCGCCCCAGCUGGAGUGCCGUGGCACCAGUGCGGACGCCUUGGUCUGUUAAUGCGCUCUGAUUGGCCCCCAGAAGUGUCCCACAAUGCCUGUUCUAACCACUCUGUUAGAUGGUUAUCUGGUCAUCACUUUGAACUCUACUGCCCUGCCCUGCCCUGCCCUCAGGUGACCAACCAUCAGACCCGCCCUUUAAAUUCUCUGGGAAUUUUGAAAAUCCCCUUCCUGUUUGCUCAGCAAGGCGUGGAGUGCUCUCAGCAAAUCUUUCCAGGUGACUAUGCUACCACGUGCCAGGAAAUCCCCAGCACGGAGCAAUGGCAAGGUGCUGGACCUCAUCAGUGUCUGGGGGCAGGAAGCUGUCCAGUCCCAGCUGUGUUCCAGCCAUAGGAAUUACGAUACCUUCCGGCAGAUAUCAAGGGACAUGAUGGAAAGGGGCCAUGAUCGGGACACACAGCAGUGCAGGGUUAAAGUGAAGGAACUGUGGAAUGCCUACCACAAAGCCCGCGAGGCAAACAGCUGCUCCGGUGCUGCCCCUGCGACCUGCCGUUUCUACAAAGAUCUGGACGCAAUACUUGGGGGUGACCCCACCUCCACUCCAAGUACCACCAUGGACACUUCAGAGCCCAGAUCAACAAGGCAGGAGGAGGAGGAGGAAAGCGGGAGCAAGGGUGCUGAGGGGGAGGGAGACACCCCGGCAUCGCGAGAUGCGUGCAGCCAGGAGCUGUUCUCAAGCCAGGAGGAAGGUAGCCAGUCACAGCAGCUGGUGCUUGGGGAAGGACAAACACCAGAGGAGGUGCCUGAUGCAACCUUGAGAUCUCAGCCGUCUUUGUUAUCACCGGCCGAAAGACUCCAAAGAAUUAGGAAGAGGCCACGUAGAAGCAAGAAGUAAUGCAGCAGUCCCUUAAUGAAAAUCAAAAAGUGCAGGAGUGGCAGGAGAGUGAAAGGUGGUCCGCCAGCAGAAUGCGAAUCGCCGGCACCAAAGCACGGCUCAGAAGCAUUAUGGAGCGCCAAGGGGACUCGAUCCAGGCACUCGUAGCAAUGCAGGCGGAGUACUACCGCAUCCGCACCCCGUCCCUUGCAGCCGUUGUCUCAAAACUCUUUUCCUUGUGCCCCCAUGUCCACCUCCAACCCACUUUCCCCCACAUCUGGGUUCUUCUCACCACCAGCUGCCUCCAACACCUGUAGCUUCACCACCCAGCCCUGCAAACUACGACCCUUACCCACUGCACUCAACCCACAUCACCAUGCAUAUUAGCCAGCCUGAAGUGCAGCACUCAUUGCACAGCACUCCAGACAGGACAUAAGCAAAUCUGUGAUUGAACUGUUCCCCACCCUACCCCCUUGACCUUUCUGUUUCCCAAGCAGUUGUGUUUCUUUUCAGUAAAUGAAUUUUCUUUUCAAUAAAUGGA
This is a messenger RNA of Caretta caretta (loggerhead turtle), 3846 nucleotides long. The record is from RefSeq and is a predicted model, not a curated record. Lineage: Eukaryota; Metazoa; Chordata; Testudines; Cheloniidae.